UCAGAGGAUGACGUGGACCUGGAAGCACUGGUAAAUGACAUGAACGCAUCCUUUGAGAGUCUGUAUCCACCCUGCGGCAUGCAGUCAGAAACAGUGCCCCUCCUUCAGAAUGGCCAGCACCCCCGUAGAUCCCUGCUGACCUCAGGAAUGAAAGCGCUCCCUCCUCAGAUGUCUCCACGGCAGACAGUCCAACGUUCACAGCCCGUGCACAUCCUGGCUGUCAGGCGCCUCCAGGAAGAAGACCAGCAGUUUAGGACCUCAUCUCUGCCAGCCAUCCCCAAUCCCUUCCCAGAGCUUUGUGGGGCUGGGGGCUCCCCAGUCCGGUGCCCAGGCUCCUUGCCCCCAAGCCAGAGCCAGUCCACAGCCAAACAGGAUGUUAAAGUCUUUAGUGAAGACGGGACAUGCAAAGUGGUGGAGAUCCUAGCAGACAUGACAGCCAGGGACCUGUGCCAGCUUCUGGUUUACAAGAGUCACUGUGUGGAUGACAACAGCUGGACGCUAGUGGAACACCAUCUGCACCUCGGACUAGAACGGUGUCUGGAAGAUCAUGAGCUGGUGGCCCAGGUGGAAAGCACCAUGGCAAGUGAAAGUAAAUUUUUAUUCAGGAAGAAUUAUGCAAAAUAUGAGUUUUUUAAAAAUCCUAUGACUUUCUUCCCAGAGCAGAUGGUUACUUGGUGUCAGCAGUCCAAUGGCAGUGUUCCCCAAAGCCAGCUUUUACAGAAUUUUUUAAACUCCAACAGUUGUCCUGAAAUUCAGGGCUUUUUGUACAUAAAAGAGCUGGGCAAGAAGUCUUGGAAAAAGCUAUAUGUAUGCUUGCGAAGAUCAGGACUUUACUGCUCCAUGAAAGGAACUUCCAAGGAGCCCAGGCACCUGCAGCUGCUGGCGGACCUGGAGGACAGCAGCAUCUUCUCCCUGAUUGCUGGGAAGAAGCAGUACAGUGCCCCUACUGACCACGGCUUCUGUAUAAAGCCAAACAAAGUGAGGAGUGAAACUAAAGAGUUGAGGCUGCUCUGUGCAGAAGACGAGCAGAGCCGUUCCUGUUGGAUGACAGCCUUCAGGCUCCUCAAGUAUGGAAUGCUCCUGUACCAGAAUUACCGGAUCCCUCAGCAGAGGAAAGCCUCAGUCUCUCCCUUCUCAGCUCCUGUGCGCAGUGUCUCUGAGAACUCCCUUGUGGCCAUGGAUUUUUCUGGGCAGACAGGAAGAGUGAUUGAGAAUCCCGCCGAAGCCCAGAGUGCAGCCCUGGAAGAGGGCCAUGCCUGGAGGAAGCGGAGCACGCGGAUGACUAUCCUGGGUAGCCAAAGUCCCCUACACCCUUCUAACCUAAGUACAGUGAUCCACAGGACGCAGCACUGGUUUCACGGCAGGAUCUCCCGGGAGGAGUCACACCGGAUCAUCCGGCAGCAAGGACUGGUAGAUGGGCUUUUCCUCCUCCGUGACAGCCAGAGCAACCCAAAGGCAUUUGUACUCACAUUGUGUCAUCACCAGAAAAUUAAGAAUUUCCAGAUCUUACCUUGUGAGGAUGACGGGCAGAUGUUCUUCAGCCUUGACGAUGGGAAUACUAAAUUCUCUGACCUGAUCCAGCUUGUGGACUUUUACCAGCUCAACAAGGGAGUCUUGCCUUGCAAACUCAAGCACCACUGCAUCCGAGUGGCCUUAUGACCUCAGCUGUACUCUCAGCUGAAGACUGGAGGAAAUUACACUGGAAUGAAGAGGUCUGU
Molecule: messenger RNA, 1718 nt
Organism: Elephantulus edwardii (Cape elephant shrew)
Lineage: Eukaryota; Metazoa; Chordata; Mammalia; Macroscelidea; Macroscelididae
Gene: GRB10
Product: growth factor receptor-bound protein 10
Exons: 14
Coding region: 40-1659 (539 amino acids)
Biological process (GO): negative regulation of Wnt signaling pathway; negative regulation of insulin receptor signaling pathway; insulin receptor signaling pathway
Molecular function (GO): insulin receptor binding
Source: RefSeq, a predicted model, not a curated record